Linderina pennispora is the source of this 1551-nucleotide messenger RNA. Its product is annotated as cytochrome P450. The transcript has a single exon. The record is from RefSeq and is a predicted model, not a curated record. NCBI's taxonomy places the organism in Eukaryota, Fungi, Kickxellomycota, Kickxellomycetes, Kickxellales, Kickxellaceae. The coding region runs from base 1 to 1551 and encodes 516 amino acids. Gene Ontology annotation, molecular function: heme binding; monooxygenase activity; oxidoreductase activity, acting on paired donors, with incorporation or reduction of molecular oxygen.
AUGGCGAUUACUAGUGCGUGCAACGAGCUACUAACCUCAUCUGUCCUGUGGACAGUCGCCCUGCUUGCUGCUUCGGUGUACCUUGUGCAGCUGGUACACACUGCAUUCUUUUCUCCUCUUGCCCAGGUCCCAGGGCCGCUCCUGAACAAGUUUUCUAACCUGCCGCUCAAGUACCAUGUCAUUCGCGGACAAUACCAUUCGUAUACAAGCGCACUGCACGCCAAGUAUGGCGAAAUUGUGCGCAUUGGAUACAACCACGUCUCUCUGUCCAACACCUCCGAUGCUCGGCUCGUUCUUGCCACCCAUGCAUUUCUGAAAGGCCCUAUGUAUGAAAAGGGGCACCUGAUUGAGGCCAAUACCUUCUCGACUAUCGACCCUGAGGAGAACAAGAUACGCAGGCGCCAGAUUGGAAGUGCAUUUGCGAUGCACACUAUGCGUGCUGUUGAGGAUACAGUAGUCGAUGCCGGCGCAAACUCGCUCAUCAGCGUGUGGGACGCUGAAAUCUCCAAGCAAGGAGGGGCAGCCAAGGUCAACUACUUUUACUCAUUCCACCGUAUGGGCUAUGAUGUUAUCGGCGCAAUUGGCUUUGGGGAGAGCUUCAACAUUUUGAAAACCGGAAACACGGAUGUCAUUGACUGGAUGCAGGACACGGUGCACCUCAAGUCAUUCCGUAGCCUGUCACCAAUGCUUGUCAAGAUCCCAUGGCUGUUUUCAAAGCUCAAGCAUUCACACAGCCAGAUGGUUGCUACGACUUUGGGCCGAGUGGAGAUGCGCAAGAGGCUUAUCAAAGAAGCUGGUGCGCCGCCACGCGUCGAUGUGCUGCAAAAGUUUAUCGAUGCAGAGGAUCCGGUUACUGGUGACAAGCUAACGCUUCGCCAGCUCCAGUCGGAGGUGGCGCUGAUGCUCGUUGCUGGCACCGACACUACCAGCAACACGAUAACGUACGCAAUUGUCCAUUUGCUUCACAACCCCAGCAUUUACAAGCGUGUCACCGAGGAAGUCCGCUCUACAUUCCCAGAUAGCUCCCAGGUCAUCUCGUUUGAGGACGCGAAAGCCAAGCUAUCGUACCUCUCGGCAGUCAUCUAUGAGACAAUGCGAAUCAACCCCUCAGUCUCAGGCAUGCUUCCACGCAGCGCUCCGGCCAAGGGGGCAACAAUUCAGGGAUACAACAUCCCGCACGAUACGCAAAUUUGCGUGUCAAUCGCCGCUUGUCACCGCAAUCCGCAUACAUGGAAGAACCCCGAUGUAUUCGACCCUGAGCGCUUCCUUGGUCCCGACUCAGCAGAGCGAGUCAAGGACAUACUGGUGUUUAGUUCAGGCGUUCGCGUUUGUAUCGGACGAAACCUUGCCUGGCUUGAAAUUUACACAGUCCUUGCCAACAUCCUGCGCAAGUACGAUUUCUCGCUGCCCGCGGAUGCGCCCUAUGGACCACAUAGGCUGGGCAAGUCUGGUGCUCCGGUUGAAAUUCCGGCUGUGUCCCACAUCGUUACUAACCCAGAGAACCCAAAGGACAACUGCUGGGCCGUCGUUAGACCAGCAAUGUCUGCCUGA